CACCCACAGCCACUACAGGAGUGUUGUCAGGACUGAGAGUUGUGGCGUUGUGGGGGUGGGACGCAGGCAGAGCCAGCAGACAGAGAGUGUGACCUGGUUUUCCUUUGCUUUCCAGAGCAAACAGCCAUCUGGGACGCAGUGGCCAGCUACAUCCAACAACAGCUCUUGCUACACAAGGUAGUCUUCUACUGCAAGGCUGAUCCGUUGUUGGAGAACCCUGGAUGCCCUUGAGUGGCUUCUGCCCCCAAGUCCCGCUCUUUCCAAGGAGGAAAAGGAAGGAGAGGACUCGGCAUCUCCUCCCCAAAGCUCUCCCCACUGUCCCAGCUGAUGCCUCCAAAGAGCGGGAGGUGGCAGGGUCCGAGGGGGUACGAAUUCCCACCCUCGGCUCCUUUGAUGUGGUCCCCGCACAGAAGCAGGUUGGGACAGAGAUUGUCACUAUCCAGAGGCCUGUGUUUCGCCUGUCCAGGACCCUCAGAGACAUCCACAACCUCAUGGACAACGAGGAUGACCUGUCUGACAAUAAGGUGUUGGAGCCUGUGAAAUAUGCCAAGGUGGCCAUGGAUGCCCACGUGUCCCGGUGCAAAGUGGAGGGAUGCAUCCUAGGCACCAUGUCCCUCCUGUCUCACUGCCUGGCGAAGGGGAAGAGCAUUGCACUUGUCCUGAGAGAUGUUGGGGUGCUCCUCAUUGAAGACAGGAUGGUGCAAAUGAGAUUCUACUAUGAUUUCCUGGAAGAGAUAUCUGGGAAGACAAACCUCAGAAUGGCUGCGUUCAUAUUUCCCCAGCUGCUGGACAUGGUGGUGUCCCGGAUGGUACCUGUUUCUUCCCUGACUCGCACCAGCCGUGUCAUCAUCUUUCCUGAGUUUGAACUGGAGUUUGUGCCCAAAUCUCAGUCCAGGCACCCUCUCAAGGUCUUGAGGCGUGCCCUUGGUGAGGACAUGUGGAAGAAAGAAGAGGAUUUGCCACCCAUCAGGCAACACACAAAAGCGGGACUUCCUGAAGUGCCUUUGCCUGCUGAUUCCAGCUCGGUUACUAACAAACAGGAGGAAGUCCACAAUAAGGCGGCGAUGAAUAAGAGGACGAAGCACCAGGCUAGGCAGCUGCCAGGGAUCCCCGGGGCCGUGUCUGCAAAAAAGUUGCUGGUGAGCGGCCAAUCCAAAGGCAAACCUGCAGCCAAAGGCCAAGCAGCAAAGCCGAACCAAACACAAGCAGCAAGACUGCAGAGGCACAAGCAAAGACAAGGAGAAAAAAUAUACCCUGUUGGAAGCAAAUUCAACACUGAAACAAAUUCAUCAAUGAGCCCGGAAGCCUGGAUGCCCAAGGAGCUCACCUACAAGGUCAUGACUCCGCUGCCAACAAGAGACGAGGCAGCACAAUUACUACAAUCAAGACCUGAAAGGUUCUGGUCGGUGCUGAAAGACCCACAGUAUACAGUCUUAGCGGGAUACAACUUCACAAUUCCCCACGUGAUGCCCUAUAUGUUUUAAGGGUCUGGGCUGACACAACACCACGCGUUUGAAGACCAGACUGGUGAUCUCCAGGAUGGAGCGAUCAGGGUUUGGAGGUGCUCAGAGCACCCACCGAGGUGGCAGAAAGGUCUACAUGCGGACAAAGAGCUUCCAGAACAUGGCGGUACUGUUCGAGAAGAGCCUCUCUUCUUUUGCAGAAAUCUCUCCGUCUUCAGGAUGCAGGGAGCUGUGAAAAGAGACAAACAAAACGGCAAAGCUGUGAAAUAGCACUGAGUUUUUUCAUUGUUCGCAACAACCGUUCACCUCUGUGAUAAGAAAGGAGCAACAGACCUCAGUGCCCUUGGGGUGACCUUGCAAGCUGGAAAGCCCCUGGCUCACGGACAAGGGGGUGACGGUGCCCUGAAAAGGGCUGAGGAAAACGGUCACCUAUUUUUUUUUUUUUUACGCGUGGUCAAAGCUGCUUUUGAGCUCUUUGACCUUCGUGUCCCCAGUGAGCCCCUCACUUCCCCACCGCCACCCAGAGUCACUUGAAUUUGGGGUGCUGCGGUUAAAAUUUAUUACAUUGAUUACUGCUUCUGAAAAAGCCUUUGUUUUUAAUCAGGGCUCGCUUCACUUGGGAGCUCAGGGAGCUCAAGGGCAACUAAUGAGUAGGUGGGUUUUGUCCUGAGACCCCCAAACAAGCAAGAUGUGAGCAGGAACAUCCAGACAAUACAGUGUGCAGCUGUGUCAUGGCGGUAACUCUGCCGCGCCUGGCCAACGUCCUGGCAUGUGUGAACUUUGCAGAUCGUGACACAGCGCACACCUGCACUUGGCAUAAAAUUAAACGUUAUACAUACAGCAGGUGUGUAAACUAUUUUUGUUUUUCACCGACUAUAAAGGUGGGCAUGCUGCGAGACGGGGCAGAACCCUCACAUAUGGGUAGACGCGCUGCACAGGAAUUUUUUCACCAUUCCUGAGAGACUCCUGGCACCAGCUGCAACGGGACUCCCAGCCAAAGGUGUGGGGGGGGCUGGCCAAUGUUUAGGCCGGAAUCAGUGAAGGAUCCUAUUCUUAGUCUCGUUAACACUUUGCAGGACUGAUUCGAUGCUUUGCUGCUCUUGCUCUUUGAUCACAUCGUGCAUAAUAAAUAGUACUGUUUCCUUCUAUCACAUUGCCUGAUAUUUCCCCUUUUUAUAUUGUAAUAUAAUAGGAAUAUAAUAAAAUAACCUGCAUUUAUUCUUACAUUGGAUUUGGAAUUCAUUUUGGCUGAGUAUUCAGUCCGUCGGAAAAAGGGCAAGAUGUGGGCCCAGGGGUUCUGCCUGCGCAGGGGUACGGGUCUCCUCGCAUCUGUGUUGUGGAGGGUGGACGGUGAGUGCUGCAGUGAGCAGAGCCGAGGCUGUGCCCUCGUUGGGCCAGAUGAGCCAAGAGCUUCGGGAACUGGCCCAGCACCCUCCUGCUCCCCAAGCCCAUCACCCUGAUCCUCCUGCAAGAGCUUGAGGCGGCCCCAGCAUGGUACGGCUCGGGGGGGUGAUGACAGACCUCCCCCGUGGACAGCAUCAAGGAUCUCCUGUUUAUUGCUGGAGUACAGCACAGGGAUAAAGAUGGAGUCAGAGCGCAAUCGGCCGGGUCACCAUGGCAGCAAAUGCAGGAAUUUCCCAGUACUGGGCUGUUCUGCACACCGGGACAUGCAGGCACGAGGGGGGCAGCAGGCAGGGAGCUGGGCACGUGACUCGCUGACCGUAAAAACGAGGGGACGGACCAUGAGAGAGUCUUUUGCCUCGACAAAGAUUUGAACCCUAAAAACAAAGCUUUGGGCCCUAGAAGAGGGGUUACACCCGUAACAAUGGGGGUUUGAGCACCCAAGCGGCUUUGUGCCCUACAGGUGAGGGUUUCAAGGCUAAAAAUGAAACUCUGGGCCCUAAAAGAGGCUUUGGUAACAAAAAGAGAGGGGGUUUGGCCCAGCAUGUGAGCCUUUGGCCCACAUUAAAAUAAAGAGUGCGCAAAGUCAGCAUGCGUGCUGGGCACGACUUAUCCCCCGUGCAUCCAGGGCUGGAAAUAAAGACCGCCUGCUUUUGAACACUCAAAACCCGAGUAUUAAAGAGAUUUAUCUCUGAUUUUUUGGUAUCAAACAGGUUAUUUCUCCCCCUGGGCACGCCGCGUCACCUCCAGCAGCCAUGGCGGCCCUUGUGCUCAGGUGGUUGUGGCGGGAGAGGCGUCCCUGCAGCGCUCCUGUCAUUUUGUCACUUGUAUUUAUCGCUGCGGUUCAUUUGGGGCCCUUUGCUGCUGGUUUGGAGCAGCUUUGCUUCAGGGAGCGCAACUUCCUGAGGACUGAGGGGCGCGGCCGGGUGCUUGGAGGACUUCCGGCCCAUCGAGGGUGCGCUCCGGACGACUGAGGGGAGCUUCCGGUGCGCUGGAGGACUUCCGGCCCAUCGAGGGUGCGCUCCGGACGACUGAGGGGAGCUUCCGGUGCGCUGGAGGACUUCCGGCGCAUAGAGCGGCACGCCCGCUGUCGCGGGGGGCGCCGGUGUCGCCCGUGGCCGCUGCGGCAGCCGGCCUCGGCCUCGCUCCGUGCCCGAGAGGCCGCUGGGGGUGACAAGAUCCCCCGGGAACCUCCCCCCCCUCCGGGCGGGGCCGGGCCGGGCAGCGGGGCCGGGCCGGGCAGCGGGGCCGUGGCAGGCGGCGGCGGGGAGGCCCUGGGGCUGUUACUGGCGGUCGGGAGCGGAGGGGAGGAGGGGGGGCAGGAGGAGGAGGAGGAGGAGGAGGCGGCAGCGGCGGCGACGACGCUCUGAGCGGGACCGAGGCCAAAGGUAGAUAAAUAAAGAGCAGGGACGUCGGAAUUCCCAGGAAAAAUGCAGUGUGCCCAGAGGUCGGAAAAGCACCCCAGCGCGUCUCGUUCUCUACAGGAUUUCGCACUUUGACCAUGCCAGCCUGUGUUUUUUAUUUUCUGGGAAUCCAAAUUCCCCGAGGAAGGAAGGAACGAAGGAUUGUGGGUGCAGCAGGUAAGACGGCAGCACCAAACAGACGUGGAGCCAGCUACCAGAGACACCGACGCGCUCCUUCGCUGCAGUGUCGCACCCACAACCUCUCCAGGUCCGUAAUUAAACUUAAUUUGGCUGCGUGGAACACAAACCUGUUUUUUAAAGAGGUAAAUAAUUUAGGAUUCUACAAAAUGACGAGGGAAGGUGGUUUGUUAAAUGUGGUACCACCAAAAAUUUUCUGUCUGAAAAAGAAAAUGCGCUGCUGUUGCUGGUUGCAUCCAUCAGGACCGUGCGUGCCACGGGGUAGGUUCAAUCCCAUAAAAGUCCUUCUCUGCUUUAUUCCCAGCCGCGGGGCGAGUUAUUCCCUGGAAAUCACCCCUGGCAGAUCCCAGGCACCGUGGUUUCUCCCUGCAGCCCCCAUAACAGAUAAUAAAUGUGUCCCGAAGGGUGGAAAGUGCGACGGGGGGUGAAAAAAUUACUAAAAAAAUAAAAAAGACGCGUGGCAGCCGCA
Molecule: messenger RNA, 4934 nt
Organism: Falco peregrinus (peregrine falcon)
Lineage: Eukaryota; Metazoa; Chordata; Aves; Falconiformes; Falconidae
Product: zinc finger protein 501-like
Exons: 9
Coding region: 222-1484 (420 amino acids)
Biological process (GO): positive regulation of reciprocal meiotic recombination
Cellular component (GO): centrosome; nucleus
Molecular function (GO): histone H3K36 methyltransferase activity; recombination hotspot binding; histone H3K4 methyltransferase activity
Source: RefSeq, a predicted model, not a curated record